Molecule: messenger RNA, 6668 nt
Organism: Schistosoma bovis
Lineage: Eukaryota; Metazoa; Platyhelminthes; Trematoda; Strigeidida; Schistosomatidae
Source: the annotation of a GenBank genome assembly
UGAAGACUGAUCAGUGGACUGAUAACGCGCUACUUUCUUUUUCUAGGUCACUUAGGUAUGAGUGUUUCCGUACCAAAGAAGUCUGAACCCUCAAAGAUAUCUGAUUUAAUUGAUUUUUGCCCGACUCUUAAUUUGUAUUUAAAGCCCAUAGCUCGAGUGUGUAUUACAGUUCAGAUCCCUCUUCUUCAUGAUACAUCUGGCCAGUUAAAGUCGUUUACUACAUGGGAGAUCAUUGAAAAAAUUCGGCAACUAUGUCCUGGAAUUCUUGCACCAUCCACUGUUAUGAAAGUAGUCCACACUACAUUGGAAUUUGUUAGGUUCGCUGUUGACUUGGAAAACAAAACCGACGUCAGGCGCGUGGUUACAAGUUUGGAAAGUCAGUUUAUCAAGCUAAGUGGAUUUCCACAAAACCUUCGUGUUCGCGCAAGUGAAGCUCCAUAUGACUGUCCAAGACGUCAUGAUUGGGAAGCGUUUUUUCGUGAUGCUCAAAAUAUGGAUGAGACUAAAUCUGGUGAGAGGCCUGACACUCUUGUACUCACUGGUCUUCCUAUCAGAUGGUUUGCGAGUGGAUCACACAACAGACCACGAUUUCGCGUUAAUAGUGAUGACACUAACAGCAGCUAUUUAUCCCUUUUGGUUGACGAAGAAAAACCUGAUCCUUCGAUUGUAAAAGAAGCAUUUGAAGUAUUUGGAAAAAUUCGGGAGAUUGAUAUUCCAAUGUUAGAUCCUUCACAAAAUCCUGAUUGCUUGGAAGAUUAUAUAAAUAGCUAUGACACUUUAAAUAGUUCAUGUGAUACAUUAAAAACGGACACUUCAGUUAACAAACCCAUUGAAUAUUCUUUCCGUAACGGUUCUGGCUGUACAGAGGAAUAUAUCGGUGGGUUUGGAAAAAUUGGUCCGGAUACAAUUGGAAUUUUAAAUCCAACUGUACAACACAGUGUAAUUAAUUCGUCUUCAGCGGACUCUGACAAAUCAAAAGUAUCUCAUUUGAUGAAGUCGAGAAACUCCAAUAUAUUGACUAGUCCAACUAAUACAAGUGUUGGUAGUCCACUUACAUUCAUAGCAUAUGUACAAUAUAUGGAUUAUACUGGAUUUAGCCGUGCUAUGGACAUGCUGCGUGGUCAGAAACUUGUUUAUGCUCCAACUUAUCGAAGUCAGUCAUCAGCAUUGGCAGAUCAGAAUGAAAAGUUGUAUUAUGCAGCUGAAAUUAAGAUUGAUUUUGAUCGAACUAAACACUUAUCACCAGAUUCUAUUCAUGCAAGACAAAACAAGCGAAAUCAACUACUGAUAGUUGCUGAACGUAGACGUGUUGAAGCAAGAACUAUAGCUGAAGCAGCGCGUGAACGUUUACGUCUUUUAGAAGAUUCAGAGCGUAAAGCCGUAGAACGACGUGAAGCAGAAGCAUUAGCUGCUGAAGCUGAGCGUAUGGCGAAACGUGCUGCACGAGAAGAAAGUAAACGACAAAUUGCAAUAGAUAGGUGUAAAACAAUUAAAGAAGAAUUACUUAAAAAGAAAAUAUCCCUUGAAGAAUACCGUCGUAUAGUGGCUAUACGUAAAGUGGAGGGUAUACGAUUAAUGACUUUUUUACUAGCAAAAAUACAGGCUCGUCAUGAUUUAAUCGUGGCUACUAGACGUCUUGAUCGUAUUUCAAAAGCAGAAAAAGCUUUAGCCGAAGCAGAAGCUAAUGUCAAUGUUGCCUUAUCCAAUGCAUCACAUAAUAAUAAUAAUAUUCGAACAACACCAGCCAAAGCUGAUAAUCAGUUAGAGAUAUGUGGAGAGAAAGAUUCUAAUAAGAUCUGUUCACAAUCUGGUUUACCACCCCUAGUUAAUUCGUCUCCUGAAUCUGUUGAAGAUGAAGUAGGACAAAACUCACAAUUUCAACAAUUAUUAAAUAAACGUGAGGAGUUUCUACGAAAUAACUUAUUACGUGUAAGUUCUUUUGUAAUCUUAUCGUAAUUAUAUAAAAAUUAAUUUCAUGCAUUGCUGUAAAGAUUAUUAAUCAUCUAAUGUAGACUAUUGUAUAUCAAGUAUACUAUAGUAGUAACGUGGCAGAAGAAUGUCUGCUCUAAAAAAAGCCUCAAUUCAAUUCUCAUAUAUACACACAGUUCAUGAUAGAUAGCACAGUAAAAAACAAUCCAUGUAAAGUAGAAAAGGAUAGUAUGACAAACAUACGGGACAUAAUUGAAAGAUAUGUUGAAGAUUUCUAGCACGAUUAAAAAUGAAUGGACCUAUGGGGUUACGGCAGAAUUUCAGUCAGACUAUCCAGAGCCUUAAUAAUUAUGAUCAGUUUAUUCAACAUUAAAUGUUUAGUAAAAUAUGAAAUUUUCAGCACAUGUUUGUAAUAAAAGUCUGAUAGAAAUUUUCUGAACCGUUCACUUCUUAGUUAUCAUCUCUUGAGAUAAAUUUCCGUCACUUGAUACAAAUUAUUUAUACUUUUUAACACAGUCAAGUUGAGAUAUCUUGUUUUAGCGGUUAUUUUCUCAACAGUUCAGUACAUCGUCAUAAAACCUCUGGAAACAGUCAAGUAACUGAAGUCUUUCAUUUAUUACUGUCCUGAUUAAAACUAAAAGUUAUUAGUAAAUAUUUGAUCAGAACUCGAUAUCCCAGUUAACUGUUUUAUAUAAAACGAGUUAUUCUUCAAUAUGAUACGUAUGUGGCACUGUUUUUAUAUAAAACGAUGAAUUCAUUUUUAUGGCCUAGGUUUAUCGCGAUAGGCUCAGGUCCAUGGGUAUAUCGAUCGUAUUUUCACUCUGUCAAACUUAAGAGCACCACCACAUUCAUUGCAGGUUAACAAUAGUUGUUAUUCUUGAUAUCAGAGACGCCUUCAGUUCGUUGGAAUGGACUUUGUCUAGUAUUAUUUUGAAGUAGGGUGUUUUUGCAGAAAUUGCUAAUAUCUUGAAGGUUUUGUACACAAACACCUUAUGCAGAAUGAGGGUAUGCAACCAACUCUGUCCAUUAUUUCAUUCAUGCGGUGGGGUUAUCUGAUUCCACCAUUGCUCUCCACCUGUAUCAUCGAUAACGUUCUAAAAACAGCUCUGAUGGAUUUAGGUAAUAUUGGUGUAGAUUUUAUCGAUCUUGAGUAUAUGGAUGAAACUGCAGUCCUGUUCAAUCGUACACUAACUAUAAAAGUGGCACUUAAUUAGUUGUCGAUCUGUUUCCUUUAGGACGGCAAAUCGGACCUAGUUGCAAAGUACUUUUAUAAGAUUGUCAUGAGUGCAUACCAGCACUCACUCUGAAGUGGACCGUUAGAAGUAAAGAAGCGCGUCUAUCAGGUUAUUUGUGUGUGUUGGUAGUGAGUUAAAUGAGAUCAGCGUACAUUAAUCAAAGCCAGAGCGGCGUAUGCCAUCUUUGACGCCUUCGUGAUGUUAGUCUGACUUCAAAAGAUUGCGUUUACAAUGCAUUGGUAAGAGCACCUCGACUCUAUCCUCGCAACAAUGUGCAACUGUGAGCCGAUGAUGUUAGACGACUGUGUUCGGCCAUCGUUGUCUCCGAAGGUUUGCUGACUGAGACAAGUCAAUCCUCAUAAAAUAAAUAUUCUGAUAUUCAUUUGUUUUGAUCUUAUAUCUUUUUUCCAUUAUUCUAUUUAGCUCAUAACUUCACUAAAAUAUGAUUGCCAAAAAUGUUAGAAAUAUAUAUCUAAUAUGCUUUUGUUAAGAGCCCUCAAAAGUCUUCAAAAGCUAAGGAAUAGGCUAAAAAAAUUCAGUAAGCGGAUAUUGGACAGACAUUUCCAGAAAAACAACAGAUAAUAAUUACACACCUUGGUACUAAAUUUAGUAUGUUUCUCGCUUUUUGUCUUUUAUUCGGCGUUCAAGUGUACGAGAAUUCUCAGGAAACGAGGCAGUUAGAAGGUCAGUUUCUAGCGUCCAAGUACUAGGUGUAACAGUUAUACGAUCAUUGAAGAAGAAAGGCCGUCCAGCGAAAACUUUUUUCGACGAUUUCGUUUACUUAAGCUGUACAAUCGUGCUUAAAGUUAAUUUUAUUUGCUAAAAUAGUAGUCUAUAUUCAAAUGGAAUAUUUAAAAACUUGAAAUGGUGUCUUGUCAUCGAUUAAAAUCAGAUAUUGAAGGGAAGUUACGUAAGGUGAAGAUAACUGUCCACGUGAUGACUAUUAAAAACAACAUAAUUGAGAGUUGUAAUAGUUACUGAUUAAUAGUUGUGAAAAUAAUUAGGAGUAGAAAUAAUGGAAUAAAAAACGAUCGAUUAUGAAAGAUAGAAAGGCCAAUUAUGACCAUAGAAGAGUGAGGGACUGAAUAUACUGUUUUUGUACGCAAAGGUUAGGCUUAGCACUAACCUCUGCUCUACAUAAGUUUUUCAUUUGCGUUCCUAUUGAGCCGACUUUUCUGACUAUAUGAUUUUGAAAGCUUUUGGUAAAGGGGAGUGGCCAGAACUAGCUAGAUGUUCCAAAAUUGAGCUUCUAAAUGACUUCUGCAAUCAUUUAGAAAACCAAACAGGAUGACGUUCGGAGAUGCGUUUCGAAGAAGCUCGUUUUUUGUGGCGAACAUAACCUGCUCCACGUUGACAAGUAAACUGAUAAAUGCACACUGAUUUGGCCCAAAGUGUGAGCUUAUCCUUCAACAACUUCGAAUCAUAGGCCGACUAGAAAAGAUAAUACAAAGUUCAGUCGAAUAGAAUAUUUUUCACAGAGAUCUCGAAAGUCUGUCUUUCAGAAUUUUUGUUGUAUUACCUCCCUUAAAUUGGAUAUUUAUGAAGAGAAUCUCCUUUAGUGUUAUGGACACUCACGUCGUUGUUUCGGUUUCAGGUUUUUCUUAAUGGCAUUCAAUAAAUAAAUAAAUAACCGAGUCAAAAUUAAUUUUGAUUUGGUUAUUUAUUCUCUGACGAAGUGGCUCAUACUGAGUCACGAAACAUCAGAAAAUUUAAUUUUUCUACUCUUUGGGAUAUUACAAAUAUAUUAGUUUAUUUACAUCAAUAUACCCAAUGCUCAAUUUAUUCGAAAUUGUCAAGUCAAACCUUGAUAAUGAUACCUAUAUUCAAUGGAUAUUCAUUGUUGAUCAAUAUCUGACGUAGCUUAUAAAGUUCGAUAUCGAUCGUGUCCUCUGUACAUUUUUUCUUCGCUGAAUUGCUUUCUUUCUUCAAGUUAUACGAUCAACCCAUUCAUUAAUGAUCCGGUCAACAAAUGCCCAAAACUCCAGGGUCUUUGGUGAAGCUUUUAAGUAAUUCACGACUUAUUAAAAUAUAUUAAUGGAGAUGACGCAUUAAAGAGAACUUCCCAAGUAGAUCAGGGAUUUUAACAAUGGCUGCGAAGACUUCAAGGAUAAUGUAAAACCAAUGUGACAAUCAAGCUCCUCCGUUAAUAAAGACGUUAAUUAUGAUCUUUUACGCUUACUGAUCGGAAUGGCUGCUGAUCUAAUAAAUGUAAGAAAACUGCGGGGAAAUAGAAAAUUCGAUGAGAAAAAGUAAAAUAGUAGGACAGUUGAAGAGCCUUCUUUUCAAGGAUUUUUGGAGAUGUAUUCUGAACAACAAAAACGAGAUAGGAUGAGUCUAUUGCUGAUGUGUGGGCGAGAAUGAUUGGUUGUUUGCGUAGUCAGACUAGUAGAUAGUUCGACAGGUGUUAGAUGAGUCAUAUAUUCUUCUACCCUUAUAAUUAUUAUUGUGUUGUCGGUUUUUGUUGUGAAAAUAUACUUACGUUCUAGUCACAUGUUCUUGACACGAGUUGUGUUAAAGUCCUGUAGAAUAGACAUUCGGAAGGUAUCUAGUGUAGAUAUUCUUCUGAGGUAAAUUAACGCCCCAUUUGUGUAUACGAAGAAAACCGAGAGUUAUGACAAUUGUUCUACAUGUAAAUUAUCCUUUUGAAAUAGACAUUGACGAACACUAAGUUUUUUAAAUUGUAAAUAGUCUACUUUGUAUUGAAAAGUCGAAGUUAAUGAGCGGUUUUCUUUUGGAAAAUCCCUUGAAGGUAUUCAACACCACAGAGCGAAACGAAUAGUUGGGUCAUUAUUCUGUAUAAUCUACUGGAAUUUUUUUUAUCAAGUGACAUAAAUCCUAUGUUAGUGAUCAUUUCACUUUCAUAACCACGCAAUUUAUGAUUUAAUAACUGGCUAUUUCCCUUGUUCUGAUUGACUACUUAUAAAAAAGAACAAAGGCCGUUUCGAACUCUAGUAUUGAACGUGUAAGUUAUCUUAACAGCGAAGAUCAAGGAUUCAUCAUUAGCGGUCCCAUUGAGUAGUAGCAUAUCCUAGAAUAUUUUAACGCAAUUUCUAUUAUUUGAUUUACUUAGUUUUUCUAUUUUGUUCUAGAAACGAGCUGAGAUAUUACGAACACAAAUUUAUGAACGAUCAAUCAUGUACAAUCCAACUUUUCCUGGGUAUAGAGGACGCAUUCAACUAAAUCGAGAGAAAUACUGAAAAUUUUGUUUUUACUUAUUACUCAUUUAAUUGAUAAUGAGGUUGUUUUCUAUUUCAAAAAAAAAACGUCUGUACAGUUUAUUAGAUUGUACUUUUUACUGAUUCAACACCAUCAUGUACCUGUGCUUGUCGUUAAGUACUUUGUCAGUGCAGUGUGUCUAAAGUAUCUAAAAUGUGUAAACAUUGAACGAAACAAAAUCUGUACACAUGGAAUAAGAAUACACUAUACAUAAUGAAACUACGUGGUUUCUUUUCUACUUUGACACAACUAACCUAUCGUAAUCAAAAUCUAGUUAUUCGGAAUUUG